AAUAACACAGGCACCAGUGCUACGGACCAGCGUUAAUCUGCCCCUCCAGCACCAGCAAAGGCUUUACACUGUCCUAACCCGAGAGGGUUGCAGUGGUGGUGCUGAGGUCCCAGUGCUGUCUGUCUCACAGCUUUCACCAUGGAGUUUCCAGACAAAGUGAGCACACAGACCAGCACAGCUUCCUCUCACACCACCACCACCACCCAAACCUCAGGCAGGUUUGCUCCCAUCGGUGUGAACAUCUCCUUCAUCAGAUCAGUCUUCGGGAUAUUGAUGAUGGUCGAAAUGGUAAUCGGCUUAUUGGUGUGGGCACUGAUUGCUGGUUCUCACUUUGGGAAUGACCCUGCAUUUGGAUGGGUGAUGUUUGUCGCAGUCUUCCUGUGGUUGUUAACCAUUAUACUCUUUGUUUUAUACAUGCUGGGCCUGACUGCAAAACUACCAAUGGUGCCUUGGGUUCUUGUGGUAAUGUGCUUUAACCUAGGUGCUACAGUUCUGUAUAUCACUGCCUUCAGUACCAUUGCAGCACGUGUUAAUCAGCAGAAAAAAACUGCUAAGUAUCAGUACAAUAACAGAGCAGCUGCUGCGUUCUUUGCAGCGGUGGUGACGAUAGCAUAUGGAGCGAGUUCUUUCUUCAGUUUCCAGUCAUGGCGAGAAUAUAGUAGCAGUACAUCUUGAAACCCAGGGUAGACUGCCUCUCAAAGUGGAAAUCCUGUACAUACUCUAGAAAUCAGUAGUAGAUUGCCUCUUUUCCCCCCAACGUUCUUCAGAAGCAUAUCUAGCAACAAGAAUUAUUACAACAUCUAGAUUGGAAACAAAAAUCACAAACCUAUUGCCUUAUCAUGGUGGCAAGUAAUUUGAAGCCAUAAUUUAAGUGUGUUCUUGCCUAUAUUCAUUUUAUUUUGAAUGAAUGGGGGUUCUUUCAUUGAGCAAAUUGGUUGGGAAAUAUUAUGCAGAUUUUAGUCAAUUUAAAAAAAUAUUAUAAACCAGGAAAUAAUGUUACAUUUAAAGGAACAAGUAACAUUUGGUUGCUGCCUAACAAUUAACUAUUUCACCUUUCUCUAAAUACGAUUCUGGGUUUUGAAGCAGUUUAAAUGAUCUCAAUUAGUUUCUUUAAUAACUUAAAAAUGAAGCUGUGAUUUGGUGUAUUUCACAAAUUCUGCUGUUCAAAAAUCAUCCUUAGAAAUUUAGCUUUAAAUAUUACAAAGGGAACUAUUCUUGAAGCUUCCUAGAUUGGGGCCACUUUUUAGAAAAAUGUAAUCUUUUUGAACGUAUGGAUGUCACUAUCUUGUGUAAGAACAAUUGUAACCACUUGAGUACUGCAUUUUAAAAUUAUAAAAAUAUGGAAAAUAAUGCAUAAUUUAGAGAAAUGUCUGGAACCAUGGAAAACUGCUUAAAUCAGGUGUGAAUUAUUUGCAAAUCUACUUGGUGUAAAAGUGUAACUGUAGCUCUCAGUGUAUUUACAUAUUAAACUGUUGGAAAUU
Callorhinchus milii (elephant shark) is the source of this 1481-nucleotide messenger RNA. It is a transcript of the gene pllp, whose product is annotated as plasmolipin. Gene Ontology annotation, cellular component: membrane. Gene Ontology annotation, molecular function: structural constituent of myelin sheath. Lineage: Eukaryota; Metazoa; Chordata; Chondrichthyes; Chimaeriformes; Callorhinchidae. Gene Ontology annotation, biological process: myelination. The record is from RefSeq and is marked provisional.